AUGCCCUGCGGUGGUCCAGGCAAGGGCAAAAUUAAUGCGGCCCAGAGCGGCUCGCUGCUGUACCGCCUGGCUGUGCCUCCCUGCCCCGUGCACCUCUCGAGAAGAGCCCGGGAAAAGGGCUUUGCCUCGGAAACCCCCGUGCCGUCUCGGUGCGCAGCGCCCGGGCUCCGGGCAAGCAGCACGCCUGAGAGGGCUUUCACUGGGCUGCCGGCACCGGGGCUGCCAAAGCGGCUCCGCGCUGUCCGCACUGCUCCGCACCGCACCGCCUGGCAGGGGCCAAGAGGACCGGAGCUCCAGAGCUGUCCGUGCGGCGGAGCACGGAGCCCCGAGCCCCGAGCCCCGAGCCCCGGCGGCGCAGGCGGGGUCCGCCGGCGGAACCCUGCUCCGCUACAAAGGCUCGGCGGCACCUUUAAGGACCGCACCGAGUCCCCGCCUCCCACUUCGCCAUUGGCCACUCGCGCCCGCCCUCCUCGCUUUCCCGCCUCCCAUUGGUCGAUCCACCCGUCAGUCGCGCACGCCCCGCCCAGCGGGCGCGGCCAUGCCGAGCGGCCGCGCGCUCUGGACAGCUCCCCCCGCGACCGCCCGCCCGCCGCCGCCCCCGCGCAGCAGCUGGAGGAGAUCAACACUAAGGAGGUGGCCCAGAGGAUCACGGCGGAGCUGAAGCGCUACAGCAUCCCCCAGGCCAUCUUCGCCCAGCGGGUGCUGUGCCGCUCUCAGGGCACCCUCUCGGACUUGCUACGGAACCCUAAGCCUUGGAGUAAACUGAAAUCCGGCAGGGAGACCUUCCGGAGGAUGUGGAAGUGGCUGCAGGAGCCGGAGUUCCAGAGGAUGUCAGCCUUAAGGCUCGCAGCGUGCAAACGUAAAGAGCAGGAACCAAACAAAGAAAGGAACAACUCCCAGAAGAAAUCCCGCCUGGUUUUCACUGACCUCCAGCGCCGAACGCUUUUCGCCAUCUUCAAGGAGAACAAGCGCCCGUCCAAAGAAAUGCAGAUCACCAUCUCCCAGCAGCUGGGCCUGGAGCUCACCACUGUCAGCAACUUCUUCAUGAACGCCCGGCGGCGCAGCCUGGAGAAGUGGCAGGACGACCUGAGCACCGGGGGCUCCUCCUCGGCCCCCAGCACCUGUACCAAAGCGUAACUGCGCGAGCCGCCAAGCGGCGCGGGCGCGGGUGGGGCCCUUCACUGGUGACUUGAAAGCACAAUCCUCCUGGAUCGUCCUGGCCUGGCUGCAAGGAGAGGACACUGUACGGCUUUUAGUCAGUUGAGAAGGCGCAAGUGAAGAAGGAACCUCUUUCUCUGUAACACUACGCUCAGGACAGGCGAAGCAGGUCUGAAGGAAGAGCCGUUGGUGAGGCGAGUUCCGCGCCGGAACGGAGCACAAGGCUGACACCGAGACGCCAAGGAGGCCGAGAACCUGUUUUCGAAUCUCAGGCAUGGUUUUGUUGAGUGUUCUAGGGGAAAAAAAAAAAAAAGAUCAAAUUUAUGUUUUUCUUUCUUUCUUUCUUUUUUUAAUUUAUUUUUAUUUCUUUUGUUUUGUCAGUGAGUAUAGCUUGGAUCAGAAAAAAAUCAGUUCACUUGAGCUCAAAGUGUCAAGCACAAAGACAAUAGCUAUAGAAAUAGGUACGAUUCUGGACUCACUACAGCCGUUAUUUUGAGAUGCAUUCUAAUUUACAAAGAUGAUAGUGAAAAAGUACAUGACUACACAAGUCUCAAGCACAGUUUGCAGUUUGUCACAAAUUCUGUGUUUGUACAUGAUGCAGAUGCACACUCAGGAGGUCAAUUUAACUGCUACAGUACAUGCAAACACAAAAUUUUGAAAGAUCUAGGGUUUUUUUUAGGUCAUUAAGAAGUCCUUUUCAGUUGCCAGGAAUCUAUUUUCUCCUUUGUAGUCUCAUCAUUACUGAAACACAUUUAGCACUUGAUGCUUUUUUGUUCAAUUUUUUCAAAAUCCUUAUAGGAAUGUUAUGGUCCUUUCAAGCAGGAAAAAAAAAAACAAACCACAAACAAGCCCUUCAAAUGUCAUUGACCAUUUUAGAUGUGCCACAUACGACUUAAAAACGCCAUCGAAAUCCAUCACACUUUAAGUUCUUUUUGUCCACCAGUUCAUCAAACCUGACGAGAACGCAGCACACCAAAGAGACAGGAUUACUGCAAGCCAAAGAUAUUUGUAACUCGCCUUUUUCUUUCCGCCAUCGUUAGCGUGGUCGUUGUUUUCGAGAUCAGAAAGCCUCACAAACACCGAACAGUUUGUAAAUCUCUCACGGUCAUUUGCUGCACCAGAAAGUGAACGCUGACCAAAACACGUGCGCAAAGUCCCGAGCGGCGCGGCCACUCCGUGUGCAUCCUUACCAGUGAAUGGCCCCUGUGAAAGCAAGCCAAACGCUGUAAUGCUUCGUUAGAGACACUUGAGACUUUUUUAUGUACUACUUAAUCGAAACCAAAGAAACGUUUUCUGCACCUACUUCUUCUGCAACAAACUGUUCCAUGGAAUGAAUAAAAGGAAAAGAAAAAAAAAAAAAAAAACAACCAAGGAAGCACGUCAGGAAGCAAACAAGUGACACACUGUGUUUUGACAGACAUGUGGGACAUUUUAGGAAGCAGAUUUCAAAGAAAGGGUUGGCAAGAACAAAAACAAAGUAAAGCCGGUAUGAUUGCUGCUUCAUUUGACAACUCAGUCAUCUUAAAGUUGAAGAUUGUCUUUAAUUUGUGCCUAUGCAGUUUUUUUCAAAAGAACAAGGAACAGGGCAACCAAAACCUCAACAGCUACAAUACCAAAGAUGAGGAUUCUCACAACUGUUAUUUCAGUUCAUUAUGUCUUCUUGCACGACUAAGAUGUGUAUAGCACCAUUGAUCUGUGGAAAGGUAAUCAAUUCUGUUUCUUUGAGCAACACAAUGGGUGAGUUUAUUUAUGUUUUUCCUGUGUCUACCCCACGUGGAAUCUCUCUGCGAGUUGCACGGACUCCAAGUGUAAGAUGUCGGGAUACUUAACUGGGAUUGUAUGAACAAUGUUUCAGCUGGAUAUUGCUUGUUCUGUCAGGUCUCUUGUAUGUUUAGAGCUUCUGUGUGUGAAACCAGUUGAAUAGCCUAGACCCCCUUUCUCACACCCAGGGAUAACACUUGCAAUGUAUGUACCAAAUUAUUUACUUUUAAGUAGUGAGCACCAUUACAGCCCAGCUCGUUAGGAUCAGAACCUGAUCUGAUCUGUAACUGAGGUUUCAGCGGUUCACAUGGCAGUUUGCUAAUUUGUUUGGACGUGUUCUGUUCCUUGGGCAAAGUCACAGUGAUCCAAAUCGUGACAUGCAGACUUAGAUCCAAAUUUGCGAGCAGAGCAAUAAUGCCCUGUGUAUCACUCUGCUCCAUCCCAACAUUUAAAUGAAAGCUUCUUUUUCACUUCUUUGCAAAACUACAACAAUCAUUUUCCACUUUUUACAUUAAAAAAAAAAAUUAAAACUUAAAAGACCUUGUCUGCCCAGGACAGGAGAGUUUUCUGCAAAGUAAAUUCAGGAUCCUCACAGCAACCAAGCUGACAACACGUCCCAGCUCUGGAAAUCAAAACUUCCUCAAAAGUGGAUUUCCCAGGCUGAUGGAACACCGUUCCAAACCAUUCCAAGGAGCCUCCUAAUCAGCCACGGUGUAAAGCUGAAACAAACAGUGCAGGUCUGGGUGCUGCGCGCCAAUGCCACUGGGUGCUGAGAUGCUGUGGUUGUAUUCUACGUUCAGCUUUGCUCACAUCUAAGGGGCUCCAUGCACACCAGCCUCUACAUGCACAUUCUGAGUGUGGCAUUGACUUUAAGGGGAAUUUCUUGUUCUGAAAGCGUUUUACUGCAUUUCACAGCAGUGUUAUGCAAUGCUGUUUUUUGUGUCACUUUUUUUUAUUCUGUUCCAUGAUGCCUUUGUAACUACACAAAGAAUGGUCAGACACACCACUGGUAGAAACCCAGAAUGCCAUUUCCUACCUUCCCUAACCUCACUGCAAUCACAAGGCAGAGAAGUGUGUUUCCCACCAGAGAGAAGCGUGCAUAGCGGUCGGUGUCCCUGCUGCAGACAAAAGAACCUGUCAGUCACCUCCAGUGAGGAGCAUGCACACACUGACAGCUUUGCCUCCUGCAUACCACACACCUGAGAGGCAAAGAGGAGCAUAUCUCACAGUGUUCAUGAGCAAAAACCUUUUUAUGUCUGCUCGGAGUUCAUCCAACAGUUUUGACAAAGUAAGUACAGAUCAAAUAGCACUUAUAAAAGAAUGUAUCUUCAGUGAAAUAAUUAAUUUUCUCCAAGCUCUGGAAGUCCUUGUUAUGCAAUUUUAUGGCUUAAAUUCUUGCUUUGAUCUUUCAAAUGUCGACACUGGAAACAACAUAGUUAAGCUGAUGGAGUGGCGCUGAGGAUGACAUUAUUGUCCAUUCAACAGUACUUGGCUAGCAGAACAUGUGAGCCUUCUCUGUGCUGGUGAUUGCAAGUAUAACCGAGUUCAUCAUUUCCCUCAUAUUUGUCAAAACUCAUUUUCAUAUGAAAAUAUCGCUGCAUGUUUUAUCCCUGCUUCUUUCAUGGCCCUAUGUUAUGUCUCCCAUUUCACUCUCAACUACCGCAGGCUUCUGCGUAGCAGCUGACUCAGAAGAGGAGUAUCGAUAGCAUAUGCUGUGGGUAGAUAUAUUUGUAUGUACACAUAUGAACAAAAUAUAGAGUAUAUAUUUACUAUAUAUAUGUAUACAGUUAUAUAUACUGUAAUAUAUACUAUAUUCUGUUCAUACUAAAAAACCUCAUAUAGAUAUGUUACGUUUAUAUACCAUAUAUUUAUGAAUCUGUAUAGCUGUGUAAUGUAACUUGUUCCUUUUAUUUAUUCUAACAUGAGAGACUACUAUGUACGGACAGUAUCCCAGCAUCUUCCUUGCCGUGUGCUUGGAGUUACUAUCAUUGGCACAUCCAAGAUGAAUUCAACUUUCAAGAAACCUUGGAUAUUGUUAAAUCACCUGUGAAGGAACAAAGAAUGUGCUUGAUUACUUCGGUUGAAUAGCUUUAUUCUGGAUCUCUCUUAACUAAAGCUAAAUCCAAAGACCUGAGAAGGACUCAACCAGCAAACUACUCUCAAUCCUGCGUAAGGGAAUAGGGACCUCCUCUUCCUAAACAAGAUAUGGUAUUGACAUGGUAUUGGAAAGAGUGUGCUAACAUUGAAAAAAAAAAACACAAUGAUUUUCUUGCUUGUCAUGAUACCUACAGAUUUUUAAGACAUGGGGAAAGUUUAUACUUGGCCUCCUUUAUAUUUAUGAAGGGGAAUGUUUAUUGUUGUUUUUUUUAAUUGAAAGCUUAAAAUGAUUUUAUUUUUUUCCUGACAGUUGUAGGUUUUAACUUAAUAUAUUACCUAUCAAUAAUGUAAUUUAUUUAACUUAGUCUUAGAGUAGGUUCUGAAAUAUCUGUUCAGUCCAAAUCCCACCUAUUUUCAUUUUAUCUUUAAAGUUCAGUGGGACUUCUGCCUGAAAACAGGAUCAGGGUCAGGUGUUAGUUGUUUGUAACUAUCUAAUUCAGCCAUCUGUUAAUUUGGGUUAAUUUUCCUUAUUUGUCCAUUUUACUGUUGUAGUGCAUCAGAGAUGCCAGCCUACGUUAGUAGAUACACUUAAAAGUUAGUUUAGCUUCCUAAAGCAGCCAAGUUCUGUUACAGGCAGGAGGAAAAUUACGAGUUACACAAAACAUGAAUCUAAUUUUAGCUUCUUCUUUUAAUUGAUUUUAAUCGUUAAAUAUCAAAAUUUAAAUUAUUUAAGUUAAUCUCGUCUGAUGAGAAAGUGUGAUGUAUAUUAUGGCACACAAAGCCUUCAUAAUAUAUUUAUUUAACUUAUUCAUCAUCAUCCCAGGAUUCCCUUGUAUAGUUUUUGUUUUUUAUUUUGAAUUACUUUUAAAGCACUACAGAUAAUUUUCUGUCUGAAAACAGAGCAAAUUUUGAGGACAAGCAAUGAAUAUUCAACCUAAAACUGUGCAUUCAGAAACAACAGGAAAAAGAGACACUGAGAUACUUCGCCUGAACUUUGUGGCUUCUUAAAACUUAAGCUGGGGGAAAAAUAAUCCAUGCCAAGCAAAAAGAGAGAAACCCUUAACCUAGCUGCUUCCAAGAAUGAACUUCUGUGUGUGUGAAAAAGAGAAAAAAGAAAAAAAAAGGAAAAAAGAAAAAAAGAAAAAACCUUUCUAUUUCUAGUGAGAACCAAAGAGGCUACCUCACUGACUUUUUCCAUUUGUAAUUUUAAUCGUGUUGAUGAUACCAAAGAUACCAAAGAUUUCUUUCUCUGUGCGGUCUGCAUUUUGCUUGUGCUCUUUUAUAGUUUUAACUUUUCUCUCCUACUUACAGUAAUGUACAGCUGCAACUCAGAUACCCCAAAGAAAUACUUCUGGUGGAAGCUGCUAAUUCUGAAGACAGCAUUUUCUUUGUUUUCCUUGUGCCCUUCUGACAGCCAAAAAAGUCCGAGACCAUCACCCCCUGCACCCCACCAGAGCCCAGUGGCCAGAGCACUUGUGUUGAGCCAGGGGUGGAUCUGGGUGGUGUUUCCAGCCCAGCCCUUGGUGCAAGGCUGCAGGCUGCUGCGUGGAUAAAGGGGUGGGAUUCCUCUACUGAGUUCCAGACAGAGAAAAUAAGCAUCAAAUCCCGUGCUCAAACGAAGCUUUGGGCACAGGGAAGAAAAAGUCCUGUCCAUUCUUAUACAUUCUGUAGAUGCCAGCGGCAGGCAAGGGGCAUGAUGAGGGAGGGCUCAUGCAGGUACGGUGAGGCAAAGCCCAUCACCCCAUGUCAGCCCAUGUCACCUUGUGUCACCCCAUAUAUCCCUGCGUCAGCCCAUGUCACCCAUGUCACACCAUAUCAGGAUCCAUCACGGAGAUGGAGGGUGAACCUCAUGAGCCGUAUUUUCUUGACAUAUUUCUUAUAUGUCCUUGAGAGCUGACUGAGUUAAUCAAGCUUGUAAACAAAUGCUUAAAUUCUUUUAAAGUCAGUAAGAUUAAGUAUUUGCUGAAAUCUUUUGCUGGAUCAGGUUGUCUAAGGAGAUGCAGCAUCACCCAACUUAAUGCCUUGUGUCAGCUCUCCUAGUGAGCACUGCAUAUGUCCUUCACUCAACCUGGAACAAGUUUUUGCCAUGCUUACACCAUUGUUUUUUACAUAAUGCAGUGUGGUUCUGAACUGAUGUUUCAGAGAAACUGACAUAUAAAUGCAGUUGGCCCCCUGUGUUUUUCCAGUUUCAAUGGAUUUAUUUCUUCACCUUUCAAGAGAAGAUAUGUCUCCGAGUCACCGCAUGGUGCCCUUUGUCAUGCCAUGUCACCUCAUGUUGCCCCAUGUCACCCUGCCUGGCCACUGGGGGAAUGAUGCCUGCCAGGUAUGGACCACUCUGGUUCCACACCAGGGCAGCUGCAUCCCAGGAGAGGCACUGGGCUUCUGGGAGCCCUGCAGGCAAGGGACAUGGCAACAGCUUCUCACUCCUGAUACUUCUUUGUUGUUGUUUACAGUUUCCAUAUGAAAAUCAAGUAAUUAUUCUUCUCAAGUUAGCCAUGAAACAAAGCUCACUAAGCUCUAUUCAUAUCAUGUUCCUAAGUGAUUACUUAAACUUGGCUGCUUGGGAAAUAAGUGUUGCACAUUCCUUUUUGUUCCUUGUAUCCCAUUCAUAGGAUUGCAUGCAGCUCUCUGGGGUGCCAGGCCCACCUCAUCCAUCACUUGUACCCUCAUGCAGCCCCCACCACCUCCUGCUGCUAGCAGAGCCCACACCCCACUAAGAGCCAGAGGAAGGGCUGCGUUGGCUGGCAGAUGGGGUGGGGAGAGGAACCCCUUGCCCAGGUCUCAGGCUGGGCCCUGCCCUGAGAUGUGUGUAUGCCACACUAGGCCACACUAGCCUGCAGUGGGCUGCAGUAGGCCUCACUAGGCUGCACUAGGCCAUGCUAGGCUGCAGUGGGCUACAGUAGGCCACACUAGGCCGCACUAGGCCGCAGGGGAUCUGGCCUCCCACUGGGGAUCCAGAGCAACAAGGUGCCAAUGGCUCAACACAAGUUCCACUUACAUUAAAUGUUGCCUUUUAUUUUGUAUUUCACCUUCAAGACUGUAUUGGACAAAAGAGGGACUUGUCAAAUGUGCUUUUUAUAUCUCUGUGUAUUCCUUCAGUAGAAAGCUAUAACAGUUCUCAGGAUGCCUUCCCGGUGCAGAGGAGUCGCCGGUCCUGUGCGAGGUGACCCCUCCACGCCGUGCCCUCUUGCCAUACCCUGUACAGAAGGGUUGGGGAUCGGAUGGACAUAGAAGAUGCUCAGAGUUGGCAGGUUCCUCUUAACAGUAACUGCGUUUCUUACCAGACACAUGCUUUACUUGGAAAGUGUAACAUUACCACGGGACGAGUGCCUUGCUUGAACCAAAGCAACGAUUUUGCCAGUCUAGACCUCUCUGUGCUUUUUUUUUUUAUUCUUCCUGUGAAUACCUCAGCUUCAACUGGGCCGCCAUAUCGUACCUGGUGGGCUUAUUGUACUGUGGUGCUUUGCAAUGCAACUCUGCAAAGAACAACUUGUAAUAAUACCAAAGGCUCCCUUCCCCUCCCCUCUCCCCUCCUCUCUCCUUUCUCCUCCCCUCCCUUCCCCCCUCUCCUCUCCCCUCCUCUCUUACUCUUCCCCUUCCCUUUCCUCAUCCCCCUCCCCCUCUCUUCCUCCUUCCCCUUCCUCUUCUGCUUCCCCUUCUGCUCUCCUCUUUUCUACUUCUUCAUGGUUCCAAAGCUUUAAUAUAAACCUGGGCAUGUUGGCAACGCAGACCGUGCAAUCCCUUACCGAAUUUUCUCAGAUAUACCUCAUAGAUAAUAGUUGUUUAGAGUAAUGUUAUUAUAGCGUAUGUAAUAAAUUAUUCACUGUUUCUUUUUGGUAACUGUGAUCUAAAAAAAGAAAAAAAAAAAGCUUUAUACGUUUUAGGUUGUGCUUUUGUAAUAGACAAAAAAGGUGCGCUUAAAAAUGUAUGUCAGUCUUUCUUCCCGUUGGAUUUUUUUUUG
Messenger RNA from Numida meleagris (helmeted guineafowl), 8977 nucleotides. RefSeq names its product one cut homeobox 2 (gene ONECUT2). Lineage: Eukaryota; Metazoa; Chordata; Aves; Galliformes; Numididae. The record is from RefSeq and is a predicted model, not a curated record. The transcript has 3 exons. Gene Ontology annotation, cellular component: nucleus. Gene Ontology annotation, biological process: regulation of transcription by RNA polymerase II. Gene Ontology annotation, molecular function: DNA-binding transcription factor activity, RNA polymerase II-specific; RNA polymerase II cis-regulatory region sequence-specific DNA binding. The coding region runs from base 1 to 1137 and encodes 378 amino acids.